AUCUGUAUCAAAUGUCAUUGUUUGCAAAUUUGAGUCGAACGGAGUUGCGCGAUCGAUAACUUAAAUUGGACGAAAUUCGGAGUUGGAGAGGUCAGAGACAUUGAUGGACUCCUCGGUCCAGCAGUGAAUAUUGUAAAAUAUAUUUAGGGAGUUUUGAAAAUGGAAACGGCUGGUGCUUACGGGGGCGGAAAGGCUGGAGGCGCCUUCGAUCCUCAGGCUUUCGUUCAGCGCCCUGCGGUUAUAGUCAGGGCAGUUUGCUGGCUGUUCAGUGUGAUCGUUAUGGGCUGCAUAUCGGCAAAGGGCUGGUACAUCAGCAAGACAGAUGGCAAGGAGUACUGCGUGUAUAACGAUGACACCAACGCCUGCAACUAUGGCGUCGGCAUAUCUGUGAUCGCGUUCGUCGCGUCCGUGGGCUUCAUCGUCGGCGAGUAUCUCUUCGACCAGAUGUCGUCCGUCAAGACCAGGAAGCAUUAUGUUCUGGCUGAUAUGGGCUUUUCUGCGUUCUGGGCGUUUUUGUACUUCGUGGGAUUCUGCUACCUGUCCAACGCUUGGGGCAAGACCGAGACCCCACCGGUGGGCACGGCUAACAACAUGCAAGGCGCCAUAGCGUUCUGCUUCUUCUCCAUAUUCGCUUGGGUGGCAUGCGCUUUCUUCGCAUUCCAACGGUUCCGCAUGGGUGCUGAUGCGGUGUUCGCCCCUGCCUACGAGGUGGAGGGCGGAGUGGGAAGCCCUGGCUCUUUCCCGGCCUACCCCGGCGCGCCCGACCCGCAGCCCGCCUACAGCGACCCGCCAUUCUCGCAGCCACAAAGCGGCGGAAACAUCGACUACACUGCACCGACGUACUAAUCUGGAUCGCAUUUGACUAACAUCAUCACUUUCCAUUAUUUUAUGUACCAAAGUUAAAAUUAAUACAUUAUAGUUAUACAACCACAUAAAUAGGUGUAAUGUCUUUAUUUUGCGCAUAUUAUGGAGUUUUUCUUAAACAAACUUGACUCUAUUUAAUGAAAAAAGUAUUAUUUUUUAGUCACUCAUUGCUAAAACUAUACUUCGUCCAUUAUUCUUUAUUAUUAUUAACAGAUGAGGGCAGUUUUUGGCUACUUUUUGGGCUAGAAAAAUUCGUGAAGUUGUUUCACGCCUAAUUAUCCAAACUGGAUAUUUAAUUCAAGAAAUUCCAGUUAAAUACAGUACAAUUCCAUAAUAACUGUGAGGUCGAUAUAUGAUAAUUAUUUCCUAGAAAAGAAUUUCUACCAAAAAACCCCAACUUGGUAUGAUAUGAGUAGCUAGCUGAUUACGGCAAAUAAAAAAUUGAAUAAUGGACCAGAAAUAGUUUACUAGAAUUCAAUACAUAAAAAGACAUCUGUUAUGUAUUAAUUAUAACUUAUUGACUUGACCAUUGUUUUAAUCAUGUUACUUUUAAGUACCAAAGUAUAUUUUUAUAAUUUAUUUUUAGAAAUACUGUCCAAUUUAGUUUAUAAUUUAUUUUGUUAGUUUUCAUAAGGGCCUCUUUUCACCAUUUUACUAAAGACACAAAUAUUCCGAGUAACUGGGUAGUUAAAACGGAGUAUAUCACAAAGUUAAACUGUACAGGAACAUCUAAAAAAGUGGUGAAUCUGCCUAUAUUUUUCCAUUAAUCUCGAAUAUUCAAUUUAUUUUCGAAUUAUUAAUAAGUAAUAUUUCUAAUAAUAACUUAAUUAAUAUUACUAAAUAGAACAUUUAGGUUUUGCUUCAUGGUACCUGCUUCUAGGUAUAUACGACAAUAUCACCAGUAAUGUAAAAUAAUAAACCAUAUUAUUAUGUAAAUAUCAUAAAAAAAUACCUACCUGAGAGCUGGUGAAUGAUUUUUUUAAGAAAUUUAAUAUUGAUUUUUAUUUUCAAUAAAAAAAUAUUUUACGACACGAGAUUUUGAGAUUCUGGAAAAAUAAAAAACUAUGAUUUUCAUUUCUUGUAAUAUAAACUUAAGAUUUAAUAAAAAGUUAAAAAUCUUUCACCAGGCCUCAAAUUAUAAAUAUUUAUCAGACUUACUUUUUUGCGUGAUUGUGAUAAUUUUUUCUUCUUCGAUCGUUACCAUUUUCACACUUGUGCCAUGUAAUAUGUGUCAUUCAUGCUCUACGCAUGAUGUUUGAAAUCAUAUAGAUAUAAAAACUCUUAAUAAUAAUUUAAUUUAAAAUAAAAAAAAUAUCGUUAUGUAUGGUAUGGUCACUUUAUUUGGCCUGAAGUGUAGUCUCACUCGUCUACCAUUACUAUUGAAAAGUGUCUAGUUACCGAUUGUUUAGAUCUUUUUAAAAUUAAGAAAAAACGUUAUUAUUUUCUAAGUGCUAUUUUUUAAUUUGUGGACUUUAAUUUUUUUUUUUGUAUUAUUGACUAGAUACUGAUUGUAAACUUUUAUAAAGUUGUCAUACCAUGUGAAUACUUUCUCAAAAACAAAAUUUACUUUUUUUUUUCUUGAAUUUACACAAUAUCAAUAGAAGAAAUAUUUUGAGAGUGUUCGAUGAACAUUAAUUAAGUAAUUCAAAAUUUACUUACCUACAUAAUUAAAUAUAGAAAAAAUAUUCACGCAUUUUUUGCAACCACGUGUAAAAACAUUGUUAUUACAGUGUUUAAGAAAACACCAUUUUAAUAUUUAAAUAUUAAAAAAAUAAAAUUACUGCAUAUCGUUGUCGAUAUGACAUUAUUAUUAAAUAUAAUAUGUUUCAUAAUUUACGGUAAAUAAGUCGCAAAUGUUCUAAAGCAAAAUAUUAUAAUGGGAAUUAGGUAAUGUGUAUGUGCAAUGGAUUUAAAGGAUUGCGCAAACGAGCCACUAAUGCACUGGCCGGCGACCAGCUGCGAACUUUAGUUUUCAUCACCAUCAUCAUUAUCAUCAUCAUCAGCCGAUAGACCACUGCUUGAUAUAAGUCUGUUUUAGAGACUUCCACAGACCCAGUCUUGCGCCGCGGCCGCCCGAAUCCAGCGGCACCCUAUGACUCGUUAAAUAUCGUUCUAACAACGCUACACUUUCCAGUGUGAGGUCGCCAUUCCAGCACUUGGAGACCCCAACGUCUGUCAGCUUUUUGAGCAAUGUGCAUUGCCACGAUUUUUCAUACGUUUUGUAUAAAGCCGCCGCUCCAUCCCCUGUAAAUUAACCAGUAUGUACGGGAACGCCACCAAUACUGGUAUUUGUCGCGCGUCAAGUGUGGCGAGCUAUGGAGAGGGCUAUGUUAGUUUUCCUGAGGGGUAAGAUCCAAAACGAGGAGACCCGCAGGAGAACCAAGGUCACUGACAUAGCCCAACCUAUUAGUAAUCUGAAGUGGCAGGUUAUGCCUGUCGUAGAAGUGAUGGCCGUCGGAGCCAAAAAGUCCUUGAGUCGAGACCGCGUAUAAGCAAGCGUAGUCUGGGACGCCCUCCAGCACGAUGGACCGACGAUAUGAAGCGGCUAGCGGGAAGUGGCCGGAUGAGGAAGGCUGAGGACCGGGUGUGGUGGCGCUCUUUAGGGAAGACUUAUGUCCAACAGUGGACGUCCACAGGCUGAUGAUGAUGAAAUGUGAGGUGGCGAGUGUCGCGUUUGCGUUGAGCCUACACUUAGAUAUAUCGGCUGUUAAUGACAAGCUUUGCUGUGUUACCAUGUAGCUGUAAUGUUCAAAAUAUUAUUUCACACCACAACCACACAGCGGAAAUCAAAUGUCGGCAGGUUAACGCAGCCACAAAUUACUAAAAAUGAUACAGUGCUUUUAUAAGUUAUAUAACUUUUAUAAGUUACGCUGAUGUACGAUCGGCCUCAAAAUUCGACUAGAAAUUCCGCAAAACUAUUGCAUCAAAAACCUGUCGCACUUAGGAUCUUUUUCAUUAAACACGCCACGCACACCUAGCGCAUAUAUAAUCGUGCCACGCAAAUAUGGUCAUUAAGGUGCUAAACGACUUAAGGCCUUUGACUGUACCUGCGCAAAAAAUCUUAAAUUUGAAAUUAUUAAUAACUAAUUAAAUUUGCAACAAUAUCUCAGUCAAUCACAGCGCGCGCCAUUGGUUGUUGGCUAUGCGCCAUGUUUUUUACGCGCGGAUUAUGAGCGAGAUAGCACGAGUCUCUGUUGUUCUUGUGUUUAAAAUCUUAACAUCAAGCAAUAAGGUUUGUAUUUUAUAUUGAUGUACAUUACAUUAGUAUUGGUGUUGCGCUUUUCUGCGCAAAAUAAUUUGGCCGAUACGACUUAUGAAAGUGCUAAGUGCCGCGAAUGGUUGUGUUUGUGGCCACGAUGUGGUCGCUAUAGACCAGUAACCACACGUUUGUGGUAGCCGUUGAAUGCGACUUGAAAUUGUGGCCAAUAUUUACUUACGCGUUUUCAUUACAAUUUUGUACCGCUAUGGUGUGGUUGUGGCACGUCUAUAUGACCCUUAUCAUCUGAGCUAGCUAUUCAGUAUUAUUAAUAUGGACUUUUAAUUUUAAAAAAUUAAGCUAAUCGAAAAAUAGUAUUUUUUCCUACAUAUUAUUAUCUUAGAACUACAUAUAUAUUUUUCUAGUAGUGUACCUACCUAAUUUAUUAAAAAAUGUAUCAAAGCAUUUGUAUAACUUAGGUAAUGUUUAUUUGCAUAUAGUUAUAAUAUUUAAAAGACAAAAUUACUUUAAAGUAAGGUCUUAAAUAAGUACAAACUAUAAAAUUCGAAACUGUACAGUUCGAAAUGAAACAAUAUUAUAUUUUAAUGCAAAGAUAUCGUCUUGAAUUUCAAAAGGAAAUAAUAGGUAUCUUUCAAACGAUAGGCCCUAAAGUAUUUAUUUUGUACGAUUGAAAAAUUCAAAUUUGGCUUGAUAACUCGAUUUUACUGUUAAGAUUUGAAUAGCGCGUCUAGUUAAGUAAAAUAGCUUGUAUCAUAUUUUUAUAAUAAUUACGCUCCUUUCAAAUAAAUAAAUACAUUUGGAUAACUGUUAUCGUUUGUAAUGCGCUGAGUGUAAAUGUACUUUUUGAUGGGUAAAUCUUAACAGUAGUAAUUCAUUUAUAUGUACAAGUUUAAAGUUAAAUUAAUUGAAUGCGCUAAAUUAUAUCAACAAAAUCCAAUUGUAUUCCUUUAAGGCUGAUUCACAUCAAUUGCGUACACGUGACACGUGCGCAGUGUGGCGCGUAAACCCCUAACACACCGGGUUACGCAUACGUCCACGUUUUACGCAAGCGGUGUGCCAUGCUUCAUACAGUUCCAUACAUUACAAUGCAAUGGUACGCGCUACGUCUACGCUUACGCAGCCUGUGUGAACGAGCUGUUAGUUAAACUCUUUAAAGUAUUCCUUAUUUUAAAGUACAAGACAUUUAAAUUGAAAAAUGAUACUAUUUUUUGGUUAAAAUGCUUAGUUUGUUUCAUUCGUAGUUGGCUUGUGAGACAAUGGGAAAAUGAGCAAGAAAUGCAUACAACUACUUGAAGGAAAUACAAUUAAUUACGGUUAAAAAUUAAAUGUAUUCAAUUAGUCUAACAUUAAAUUGAAUUCAUAAUCUACUGUCACGAUUCACCUUAAACUAAAACGUAGACAUUAUUACAGAUAUUUUAGAUGUAGAUAUUAUAUAAUAUAUAUUAUAACACGAUUAGAUCUGUUCUGAUAAUAAUGAAAAUGUACUAAUCAAUAAAACAAAAAAGAAAAAUACACAAAAAAUUGUAAUAAGUGUUAAAUAUUAUGCUAAAGUAUGGUGUUUGAUGACAUUAAUGUUGUUGUGCAUAGUGACUAUUGAUAGGUUUUAAUUUGUUGACCGAAAAAUAAAGCAUACGUAAUUCAAUAGUGAAUUAUAAUCAUAAUUCAAUACAAUUAUGAUUAAUUAUAUUGAAUUAUAAUCAUUAUUCAAUACAAUUAUGAUUAAUUAUAAUUUUUAAAUAGUAUGUUUUUGAUCACGGAAAGAAAUGUGACCAUGUAAACUGACUAUGAUACUUUGACUAUGCCCAGACUUUAUUUACUAGACAAAUUUGUGUCUUAAGACUACGGUUGAGAUCAAUAGAGUGACUUCAGAGGGGUCUCUCCCUUCCCUUCUAGAAUAUGUCUGCAAAAUUUCAUGGACUUUGGUCGCUUAAUAUUCAAAUGAAAUUGGGACUACGAUUGUAUGGAGUAAGUGUCGGAGAGAGCCCUGUUAAGACACUGUUAAAACAGCGUUAUGUUGCUAACAAAUCUUUCGCGUUUUAACUGAAACUUAAGUCUAAGCAAAGUCAAAGUACACUCAACCUUGGUGUCACUAUAAAAUACACCUAACAACAAAAGGGUUUAGCAAUCAAAUCUCAAAGAAUACAGGUUUAAAUUGGCCUAUCUUCAGCCAUUGUCUAAUAUCAACUAUCCAUCAAGAUUCGAAGAUUCGACGUUGUAAUUUACUAUUGAAUCAUGUACUUAUUUCCUUUUAAAUAUUCACAAAUGUACAUUUCAAUUUUUAAUUGUAUGUUAAACUCAUUUGUUGUAGAAGUAAAAGGUUCAACCAAUUUUCAUCUCAAUGUUUAAUAAAAAACUAAUCGUCAAGGUUAAAUAAAAUUACGAUUCAAUUAGGUAAGUGCCCAUUACUUUAUAUCAGUCUUGAGAAAACAUUUUUUAAAGUUUCUACUAAAACAAAUGAGGGUAACAUUAAAAUCUGUGGUAUUAAUAAUAUACCAAAGACUUUCAGAUACUUAACAAUCAUUAUUAAAUAUAAUUAUUAUUAAUACUUUUCGGGUAUUUUUUAAUAGAUGAAAGUAACUAUAGAAAGACCGGUCAGCUGAAACGCAUAGUGGCGUGGGGUGCGGAUUGUGGGAGGGUGAUAGCGACAUUGAAGUCCUUGAUUUUUACGUCAACUGUCUCCCUCCCACAACCCACGCCCUAUUUCACGAGCCGUCUUAGUGAAAGGGUAUACCUAUAGCUAACGGAAAACCAAAGAUACAUUAUUGUAUUGUAAAUUAAUUAUUACAAGUAUAGCACUACCAAUUUUAAGUUAAGUUACACCGAUGUACUUGUGCAGAAAUCUAAUUUUUGAAUGGCGCGCAAAUAUUAGCCAAUCACAGCGCGCGUUCGCCCGCUAUUGAUUGUUGCCUGCGCGCCGUUUUCUGCGCAAACGAAUUUUGCCGAAUGCGACUAAGGCUCAGAUCUAUAGAGCGCACUUUUACUUUGCUCAGACCUAAGACACUGUUAAAACGAGACAGCGUUAUAUAGCUGGUAUGAAUCUGUCUCGUUUUAACUGAAACUUAAGUCUAAGUAAAGUCACAGUACGCUCUAUAGAUGUCAGCCUCAAGGUUAAACUGUUAAAACAUGAAUAUGUUAAAUCCAACUAACUAUAAUUGAAUUACAAAUCCAAUUGUAUAAUGUAAGUAAAAUGUAAAUUGUAUAAUUUACACGCACAACAAAACGCGAAAGAGUGUAUAAUAAUUGUAUUUAAUGAUAAUUUUACUAAUUAUUGUUUAUUGUAUUUAUCAUGUAAAUGAACAGUAAUGAAAAUAAAUUGAAAUGAUAGAUAUGUG
This is a messenger RNA of Maniola jurtina (meadow brown), 7413 nucleotides long. It is a transcript of the gene Syngr, whose product is annotated as synaptogyrin. Gene Ontology annotation, cellular component: neuromuscular junction; synaptic vesicle membrane. The transcript is spliced from 5 exons. The record is from RefSeq and is a predicted model, not a curated record. The coding region runs from base 160 to 846 and encodes 228 amino acids. NCBI's taxonomy places the organism in Eukaryota, Metazoa, Arthropoda, Insecta, Lepidoptera, Nymphalidae.